UGUGACUAAAUGUGGCGGGUCUGUGCAACAGGUCCGGACCAGAGACCCAGACCCGGACUAUGGACGCCCGUGUGUUCCUGGGUCGGUUUGAGGGGCGGUCGAGGCUCCUUGUCCGGUCUCUGCUGUACGGAGCCUCCGGCGCCAGCAGAGCUCUGCGGGUCUACCGUCGGCAGCAGCGAGCCGGACCGGACGCCCUGCCGGACCUCCUGGAGACCCUGACCCGGGACCAGGUCGGCUGUCCGGGAUCUGCAGCCCCGCUGACGGUUCAACCCCUGGUGUGCCUGUUUCCAGCAUUAUUCCAACAGAACUUGCUGUCCCUGGUCCAUCUGGUCCACCCGGCGCUCCCUCGGCCCUCUGUCCUCCGUCUCCUCCGCUGCCUCAGCCGGGACCCUGGGCCGAGCCCCUGGGUCUCCGCUCUGGUUAGACAGCUGGGAAGACACGUGGGGCCCUGGAGCGAGGAGCCUCUGUGCUCAGCCCUGUGCAGCCAGAGACUCACGGAGCUGUCACGGCGCUCCGCUGGCUCCGUCGGGACCGGAGGAUGGGCCACCUGCUUCAGCGAUCCAACAGUGGAGUCUGGAUCCCAGAGGGCUUCGGGUUCAUCUGAGCUCGGGUCACAACGGAAGAGAAAAGGCAGCUUUGUCUCUCUGGACUCGGACAGUGAGCCAACAGGACAGCAGAGUAAACGGAAAAAGAUGGACGUCUGUGGUGGCGAAUGUCUCAAUAGUGGAGAACAAACAGCAGCUCCUGCUGAAGACCUGCAGCUGGCAGCAGACGCUCCAUGUGACGUCCUGCCCGAACAUGUAAAGGUCUCUGUCCUGCAAAUAAAAGAAUUGCUAGAAAGUCAGAUGGAGAUGGACCAGAGCUCCAUGGAGCUGUUCAAAGUGCUCAAUGACUGUAAUCCAAACCAAGUGGAGGUGGUGUGCAGCAUGCUGAGUUUGCCUGAUUUACCGGAGCAGACUCUGCCUAAACUGUGCAGCAGUAUUUUGGCUCCCACUCCUGACUUCAGCUUCAGCACGGCAGCAACACUCACCCGGAGCCUCCUGCUGCAGAAGGUGCUGUCCCUGUCAGAGCCAGCCUCCAGAUGCCUCGUCACUGCGGUGACGUCUCUGUGUAGCCGCUACCCCAGACCAAUGUUCCAGGCUCUGAUCGGACCAGUUCUGGAGGAAAAGAACAUCUGUAAUCCACAAGCAGAACUGCUGAACAGACUGGUAGAAAGCUGCUUGGAUUCACAUUACAGACUGCUGGUGCUUCAAAUGACAUUUAAAGUAGCGUGGAGUGAGGCAGUUCUCUCUAUUAUCCACAGCUUGCUCGACUCCAAGCCUGAUUUGAGUGAAGAACUGUUCACACAGUUUAUUGAACAGCUUGUCAGCCAGUGUCCUCAAUUCACAAAGUCUGUGAAGUUUGCAAAGAUGAUGCUAACUGUCCUCACCAAAUACAACAGCCAUGUGAAGGCUGAACACAAACUCUCCCUGCACGGCUGCCUGGAGCUAAACGAGACAUUCCUGAAAAAGUCUCUCCAGGCUGCUUUGAAAAGAAUCGCACACAUGUGAAGUGUGAUCUCACCCAAUGCAUGUUGAUAUAACU
Molecule: messenger RNA, 1584 nt
Organism: Centropristis striata (black sea bass)
Lineage: Eukaryota; Metazoa; Chordata; Actinopteri; Perciformes; Serranidae
Gene: fance
Product: FA complementation group E
Exons: 10
Coding region: 60-1550 (496 amino acids)
Biological process (GO): interstrand cross-link repair
Cellular component (GO): Fanconi anaemia nuclear complex
Source: RefSeq, a predicted model, not a curated record